UUGUGUCUCUUUCUCUCUCUGCAGAUGCUUAGUGAGAUCCUAGCGAGGAGACUCUGCCUCCUUCAGACGCCUUCUUCAGGCCUGAGAGCCGUGGGACGCCCUGCAUCGCCAAGGAUCAUUCGCCCGACUUUUGGAAGUUGUUUUCCUCAUCGGUCUGGUUGCACCAACAUGUCCUCACCAGCAGGAGGACCUGCCGCAGCGGCAAACCCUGCCGUACCCGAGGCUAGCAGCGGCGUCGGUGUAGGGGGCAAGGGGGAAAACGUUCGCGAGCAGAAGAAAGCUCUGCGGAAGCGCAUCAAGUCGGAGCUGAAGCAGAUGAGCGAUGAAGCUAUCGGUGUGGCCUCGGCGGCCGUUGCGGAGAGAUUGCUUUCGUUUCCCCAGCUGCAGCAGCAGGAGGGCGGUGAUGGAGGCGGCGCGGUAAGCGUGUACCUGUCCAUGCCGAAAGAGCUCGGCACCUCCGCUAUCGUCAGCGGGCUCUUCAAGCGCGGGAAGAAAGUCUACAUUCCCAAGGUGCUGGGAGCCGCAUCCGCGGACAUGCGCAUGUUCCCGGUGCGAUCGGAAGAGGAAGUGGCCUCCUUCCCUCUCACCAAGUGGAAGAUCCCCGAGCCCUCCGAGGAGCUGGUUUUCUCGAGGGAAGAUGGCGUGACGGAGGGUGAUAUUGGCGUGAUCAUCGUCCCGGCGGUGGCGCUCGACCCCACAUGCAACCGACUGGGCCACGGUCGAGGUCACUACGAUUGCUUCUUUGAACGCGUCAACAAGGCCAGCACGGAUAAGGGUAGGCCACCGCCAGUGACGAUAGGCGUGUGCUUCGACGAACAGGUGGUGGACUGCAUCCCAACGGAGUCGACCGACGUGCGCCUAGAUGUUGUCGUGACGCCGACCCGAACGUUCAGACGAGAUGCGGGAGGCGUCGACGUUGAUAGCGGGCCCCCUUGUUGAGAUUGAAAGGUUUUUGCUGGUCGUGGCAAGAUGUUCAAAGAUAUAUUUAUCUAACCAUCAUUUUGGCCCGUCAAAAGGACGAACAUCGCUCAUGUCGACCCAACAUCGAGUGUGUCGGGCUGCAGCGGCAAACAUCGAGCAAUCAUUGCACCGGUAAACGCAGCUGUUGAAAUGACAACAAACUGGGGGUUCUUUGUUGGCCGAGCAACACGACUGACUCCCGGCCGCGAGAAUUACAUAGUAGCACUAUAUUCGUGAAAUUCAGAUUGAACUUUGAGCUUCAUUCAGAGUCAGAAUUUUACGUGUACUUGUCUCCACACCUACUGCUAUGAACCAGCUGCCCCAGAUGUAGUUCCUAGCAGUAAAGCCAUGUCGUGCCAGUGUCAGCAGAGGUGCAGAGCAAAGCAGAGACCGUGCAGACGGUGGAGGUUGGUUGGGACAUGUACACAGCAGCAGCAGAGUAAGUAGUGAGUGAUCAGUCGCAAUGCGGCAUGCAUCCGGCCGGCGGGUCUUCGUAUCAAUAAUCCAGAAAAUAACAUCAACGGGCUGAC
This is a messenger RNA of Ectocarpus sp. CCAP 1310/34, 1490 nucleotides long. The record is from the annotation of a GenBank genome assembly. Lineage: Eukaryota; Phaeophyceae; Ectocarpales; Ectocarpaceae.